ACACUCGUCUAACUCCUGUCAUUCUGUUACAUUUGAGCGUCUCCUUCAGUUCUCUCAGCUGCUUUCACCAUGACAACAUUUGACUUCUCUGAUGUGGAGGCGUUUUUGGAUUGCCACCCAGAUCUCUUCGAGGAGUAUCUGCUCCGAAAAGGGAAAUGUGAUACGGUUAGCAGGUGGUUGAAGGAGCAUCAGCCGUCGAAAGUGUCCACCUCCGAGGAGAAGCGCGGGGCUCCCAGGGACCCGCUGUGGCAGAGCAACCCAGACGGGCUCCGGCGCAGGUCGUCCCAUAUGGAGCUGCGGCGGAACUUUGCCCGGUCCAAAGCCACGACUGCACACAGGACCUACGACGAGCAUUUCAGCCUCAGUGAACACGAGUCUCAGUCCAGCAUGAGGCGCCGUGCGCUCUUGCGCAAAGCCAGCUCCCUGCCUCCGACCACCGCGCACAUCCUGAGCGCGCUGCUGGAGUCCAGGGUCAACGUGCCCCAGUACGCAUCGAGCGCCAUCGACUACAAAUACAGACUCAAGGAAACCAACGAGAGGGAGUUUUUCUUGGAGUUAGUCAAGGAUAUCUCCAAUGAUUUGGACCUGACAAACCUCAGCUAUAAGAUCCUUAUCAAUGUGUGUAUCCUGGUGGACGCGGACAGGUGCUCACUAUUCCUAGUGGAGGGACCUGCGCACAAGAGGACAUUGGUGUCCAAGUUCUUCGAUGUGCACUCAGGCACCACGGUCCGACCAUCCUCAAGCACCCUGAACUCCAACGAAGUGCAGGUGCCAUGGGGGAAGGGUAUAAUUGGAUAUGUGGCCGAGCAUGGAGAGACUGUAAAUAUCCCAAACGCAUAUGAGGAUCAUCGCUUCAGUGAUGAGAUAGACAAGCUGACAGGCUAUAAGACCCAGUCCAUCCUUUGUAUGGCCAUCUGUAACAGUGAUGGCGAGGUGAUAGGUGUUGUACAAGCAAUCAACAAAAACCCAAUGGGCACUCCCUUCACUGAGGACGACGAGAAGGUGCUGCAGAUGUAUCUACCAUUCUGUGGAAUAUCAAUCUCCAACGCCAAGCUGUUUUCCGAGUCUCGCAAGGAGUAUGAGAGGAGCAGGGCUCUGCUGGAGGUGGUGAACGACCUGUUUGAGGAGCAGACUGACCUGGAGAAGAUUGUGAGGAAGAUCAUGCAGCGAGCCCUUACCCUCCUGCAGUGUGAGCGCUGCUCUGUGCUGCUCCUGGAAGACAUCCACUCACCUGUUGUGAAAUUCUCCAAGACAUUUGAGCUCAUGUCUCCUUUGUGCAACAUGGACCGUGACAUCAGCAUGGAGAAGCUGUCCUGCUCUGAUUGGCUGAUCAAUAACAGCAUUGCUGAGCUGGUGGCUUCCACAGGACUGCCCGUUAACAUCAGUGAUGUCUGCCAGGACCCGCGCUUUGAUGCUGAGGCGGAUCAAGCCUCAGGGUUUCACAUCAGAUCAGUGUUAUGUGUGCCUAUCUGGAAUCGAACUCAUCAGAUAAUUGGAGUUGCACAAAUUCUCAAUCGCCUGGAUAGGAAAACCUUUAACGAUGCAGAUCAGAGACUGUUUGAGGCAUUUGUGAUAUUCUGUGGGCUUGGAAUCAACAACACCAUGAUGUACAAUCAAGUUAAGAAGACUUGGGCCAAGCAGUCCGUAGCACUGGAUAUGCUGUCCUAUCAUGCUACCUGCUCCAAGGUAGAAGUUGACAGACUUAAGGCAGCCAAGAUCCCCCUGAGCAGUGAGCUAGGCAUCGACGAGUUUCACUUCAACGACUUCUCUCUGGACAAUGACGCCAUGAUCACCGCUUCUCUCCGGAUGUUUCUGGAACUUGGUGUCGUCCAAAAGUUUAAAAUUGACUAUGAGGUUUUGUGCCGCUGGCUUCUGACUGUGAGGAAGAACUAUCGAACUGUGGCGUAUCACAACUGGAGACAUGCCUUCAAUGUGUCCCAGUGCAUGUUUGUCAUGAUCAAAACAGCCGGCUUCCAGGCGAUCCUGUCGGAUGCAGAGAUUCUGGCAUUGAUGGUCGGCUGCCUGUGUCAUGACUUGGACCACCGAGGCACCAACAACGCAUUUCAGGCCAAGACAGGCUCUGCUCUGGCACUGCUCUACGGGACAUCAGCCACCCUGGAGCAUCAUCACUUCAACCACGCAGUCAUGAUCCUACAAAGUGAGGGUCACAAUAUCUUUGCCAACCUCUGCUCUAAAGAGUACAGCAACAUGAUGCAACUAUUGAAGCAGGCCAUUCUCUCCACAGACCUCACACUGCACUUUCAGCGCAGGACGAAGUUCUUUGAAUGCGUUUUGUCUGGGGAAUUCAGCUGGACAGAUGAAGGACACAGAGAGGUUCUCAGGUCCAUGCUGAUGACAGCGUGUGAUUUGGGUGCAGUCACUCGUCCGUGGAAGAUAUCCAAACAGGUUGCAGAGCUGGUGACCAGUGAGUUCUUUGAGCAAGGUGACAGGGAGAGAUCUGAGCUGAAGCUGACUCCAGCAGCCAUAUUUGACCGUAAUCGCAAGGAUGAAUUACCUGCCCUGCAGCUGGAGUGGAUUGAUGGGAUCUGUAAACCCCUUUACCAGGCAUUGGUGAAACUUAACAGAAAGUUGCAGCCAAUGGUUGAUGAGAUAGAUGCCAACCGAAGGAAAUGGCAGGAGCUCUGCUCGUCCUAUCAGCAGACACGCAGAGCCUCAGUAUCCACUCAGGACCCUGAAGCAGGACAAAGUCAAGACUCAAGAGAAGAUAUACCAACCAAUCAACACCCAGAGACCACAGAGAGCCUGAAGUCUGAUGAGAAUAUCAAGAAUGGGUCAAAACCUAAGGACAAUGGAGAUCUGAGGGGCGGUUCUUACACCGAUUCCUGUCAUGGUAAAGUGUCUGCCAGCAACAUGACCUCUGGACAGCUGCUGGAGGAGCAAGAGUGA
Molecule: messenger RNA, 2907 nt
Organism: Myripristis murdjan (pinecone soldierfish)
Lineage: Eukaryota; Metazoa; Chordata; Actinopteri; Holocentriformes; Holocentridae
Gene: pde11al
Product: phosphodiesterase 11a, like
Exons: 20
Coding region: 70-2907 (945 amino acids)
Biological process (GO): signal transduction
Molecular function (GO): protein binding; 3',5'-cyclic-nucleotide phosphodiesterase activity
Source: RefSeq, a predicted model, not a curated record